Molecule: messenger RNA, 2427 nt
Organism: Colletotrichum destructivum
Lineage: Eukaryota; Fungi; Ascomycota; Sordariomycetes; Glomerellales; Glomerellaceae
Exons: 1
Coding region: 1-2427 (808 amino acids)
Source: RefSeq, a predicted model, not a curated record
AUGAAUCCGACAGAGGCGCCCGACGACGACACUGCCCUCGGCGAGUCCACCUAUGAACUCAUCAAUACAGAUGACGAGAGCCAGGAUGGACGAGCCACUGAGGCCGAGUCUACGAGCUCUUUCGACUACGCCCGAAUCGACGACGUCCACAGCCUUGCUGGCACCGAGCAAACCGAAGACAUGGCCAACCAGUCCGAUACCGACUCGGACUCGGACGACGAGGAGAACGCUGCCGAAGACCGGUCUCGCGCGUCAUCCAUUCAAUACGCCGAACAAAGCCUCCUUAGCCCCUCGUCUCGUGUUGCUACGCCCCCACUUGACAUCGAGAGAACCGUCAACGUCUCCAACCAGAAUACUCCGUUGGUCCAGUCGAUCGAGUUUGACGAAGCCCAAGGCCCCCUCCAAUUCAAGCAGGUGGCGGUCAAGCAUACCAUUCACAGUUUCACCGAGGAGAAGUCUGCAUCCAUCGCCGCUGCUCUCAGCUUCCCGGACAGAAGCAAGCGCCUCUUUGCGGCGGUUCGCCAAACCAUGGCCUCUGACUUCUUGGCCACCAAGGAGCCGCUUCGGAUCAUGUAUACUGGUAGUCAUGGGGCGAAACACGACAUCAUUUAUAAGAUCUCGUCAGCCUUCACUGCGUCUGCUUCCACGGACGAGUGUGGCAUUACCGAGGACGACGGCAUCUACAAUGUCGUGCCCAUCUCAUCCCGCGCUUCCGCAAAGGUUCCCGAGGUUGAGCUGAUGAAGACCUCGCAGUACCAGAUCAAGGUCGAGAAUUGUACUGCAGCCAGGGCGAUCGUCUACCGAGGAGAACACUUCCCCGGCGAAACUGUCUACUCCAUCACCAUUGACGGCGACCGGACGUUCCAGUCGGCGUUUGCUCCCAGCGGUUCCAUCAUUGAGCCAGCUUGGUCCCUGCCCCAUGUGGCCAUUUUCUACGUCACGGAGAACGACGAUGAGACCGCCCAAAAGACCCGUGUCGCUGCUUGGCAGUUUAUGCAACGUCACGCUGUGCCUUGCAUUUUCAUCUCCAACGCCGAGCUUUUCUACCAACCCACUGCCAGCUGGAACGACAUGAUCGACCAGCACGCUAUUCACCUCUGUGUGGAAUCCUCCGACCGUGCCUCGCCUUCUGUUAGGUUGCCGAUCGACCUGACGACCUUCCUCAACAUCGACGCUCGCCAGAUGAACCGCAACUUGGCCUAUCUCACCGGUCUCUACGACGCAGCAGACGAGUCGGCGAAGCGUGGCGACGCCGACCUCUGCGUACAAGCGAUGAAGACGCUGCGGAAUAUCCGACAGUGCGCCAUCGAUGCCACGUACGAUUUCGAUCUGUGGAGUUUCGGCCAGACUGCGAUGCUCAGUCUCGGUGUGAUUGCAGCUGCAAUGCUUUGUAAUUAUUUGAUGGUAGGCUCACCAGCACCUGCCCUGUCGACGGUUACUUCGAUUACCUCUUCGGCCCAAGUGACAUCUACGGCCUCAGCAUCGGUCUCGACUUCAACCAUCACCAUCAAUCUGACUUCCACGACGACGAUUCGCGUACCCCAAGCGAAGACGUCCCCAAGCAACACCGCUGUGGCACCCUUCGCAGAGUUGGCAGACUUCCUUGCCGACAAAUUCCCAGAGUCCCAAAAGGCAUACGUCUGCUCGGCCGAGAAGUUUGGCCGCAACGAGAUCCUCAUCAAGAUCCCCUCUGGUACAAAGACGUCCUGGCUUGCCAAGGACUCGAUAACCAUCGACGUCCUCAAAGGCGAGAGAUCUGUUAAGACCAAGUUCUCAUCGAUCGACGAGGGCAUCCUCAUUGAGAUUCCCAAGUCGGAGGCGUACGGCGUUCUUACCAUUGCUGUCAACACAACUCGGAAGCCCAAGGUCAACGAAACAUUCCUUGUUGACUUUGGUAAAACUAAUCUCGAACGAUGUGUCGGCUACGGCAAGCUGGUUGCUGAUCAUGUCCUUGAUCUGGCAAGCAGCGCUGCACGACGAGUGGAGGAGCAGGCCAUGGGUCUCGCAAGCUUGAAAGACUCAGUCAUGUCUGAUGUGAGAGUUAUGUCUGUUCGCUUGACCACGGAAGCCGUCCACACUGCCAACGCCGUCAAGGAGUCGUGUCAGAGCCUACAGAACCUGGGAGAAUCGCGCAAUGUACAGGAUCUCAAGGACCGGAUGGGAAUCUUCCUCGCCAAGGCCCAAAUUGGCUCGAGACUCAUGGUGCUUAAGGUGCUUCAGAAGAGAGAGGAGCAUGGCACGUACCUGGACAAGGCGAAGAAGCACGUGGAAAAGUUGGUGUUGCAGGCGUCCGAGGCCAGCAAGCAACGACUGGACAAGGAGAGGAAGGAAUUGCGAGCUCGCCGAAAGAAGGAGCGCUUGGAGGCUAGAUGCCAAACUGGCACCGGCUUCUCUCGGUGGACACAGCAAUGCAAACAGCAAAGCUAG